AUGGUUUGAACCUGUGGGCGGUCCACGUCAAGUUUUAAAAUCUCAUUAAACAUGUGGUAGUGCGAAAAUAUUUAGUUAUAGGUAAAUUCUAAUCACACUGUGAAAACUGAAUACGUAUGUUCGACCUUUCAAAAGCGCCGGUAGCAAACGGACAGCACUAACCACAAUUUCGUCCUUAUGUUCUUGGCUUCCUGUCACACGUCCGUUCUUAUCUGUUUACUUUUUUUAAACGGGAAACGGAAACUGCAAAUAUCAUGAGUGGUCUUCUAUGCUACCAAAGGACACAGAUCGGUACAAAAAGUUUUAAGGUUGAUCCAUGUAUUCGUAGCAGGGAGAUUCAGACAGUCGCCCACACCAUCCAUGACGUCAGAGGACGUAGACCAAUCAGCGAUCAAUGACCGUUGGAGAUAAUUUGGGACAAGGCACUGAGGCGGCGGCAGCCAUGGCGGACGUAGCGAAGAGCGCCGGAGGUCCGGCCCAGCAAACUGUAAGUAGCGGCGACGCGGCCCCGCUGGCUGUUGUGUGUGGCGAACUAACCUCGGCCGGCUCCCUCUCCGACCUGUCCCUGCCCGAGCAAGAGGACCAGAGCCUGCAGGACCUCAUCGAGUCCGAGCUGGCGCUGAGGAUCGCGCAGUCCGAGGACCUGGACGAGGACUCGGAGGCCUCGGAGGAGGACGGCGACGUGAACACGAGGUUCAUCCUCGCCGAGCGCAACCACUCCUUCCAGACCUUCACCGGCAACGACACCUUCUUCUUCAGCACGCUGGAGGACACCCCGCCCAGCAACGGCGACGACGCGGUGGCCUCCCCUCCGUCCCCUUGCCCUCCCGUGCUCGCCGCCGCGGUGUUCGACCCCUUCGUCACCACCAUCGUCGACGCCGAGUCGUCCUCCCCCAGCGCCGACUCGGAGAUGGUGUGCCUGGCCCACGACGCGGCCGUCGGCGACCUCGUCGACCUCGACCUCGACCUCGACCUCCCCGAGGACCCGGCGCCUGCCAGUAACAGCAUGCUCGAUGUCGCCGACGUCGAUGUCGCUAACAGUUUGGAGUGCAGUGUUCCCACUAACCCGCCCGUCAUCCCGGAGAUCGACGUGAUCCCCCCGGACGACGACGGCUGCUGCUCCGACGACGACGACUACGACCCGGAGGAGGAGGAAGAGGAGCUCGUAAGUAGCGGCGGCCAGAGGUACUUCGAGGACGAGCCGGAGAGCGAGUGGACCACGGUGGCCGAGGCGGUGGGUCCGCCGCGAGACGAGCAAGACGCCGACGACGCGAACACGAGGUUCAUCCUCGCCGAGCGCAGCGCCUGGGAACCGGAUGAGCCCGCGGACGAGCACCGCUCGGGAAUCGAUCACGACAGCGAGAUCGACCAAGGCUCGCAGAUCGAACAUGUGCGAGCGGUCGAACCGGAACCGGAGCUGGAACUACCGGAGGUGGCCCCGGAACAGGGUCCGAAGGAUCUUGCUUGCGAAGUUCUUGCCGAAGUUGUGGACGACGACAGCCAUGACUCGUCUUCUUCGUCAGAGGACACCGAAUCAGACCGCGACGGCGCGAAGGACGCGACCCUCAAGAGCAGCAAGAAGAAGCGCGCCGAAGGAGGCGACGUCUCCAAGACCAAGAAGAGCAAGAAGACGAAGAAGGGUUCUGACCAGGAGAAGGAGAACAUCUCGGUGAUAACAAAUGGCUAUAGCUACGACGACCAGUACACCCACCAUAGCACUAACAGUAACAGCUUGGACGAUGGCAGCGACAGGCAUGUCGACCCUCUGUCGGAGUGCCCCAGCGAGAGCACUGUAGCCGAGGAUGACUUGUCCAAUGUGUCUGUUAGGGAGUUGAAAUCUGCGUUUACAAAACAAGCUCGUUCUGAUACCAAGGUCGCAGUUAAAGAGCUGGAUGAAGAUAUCUUGCAUUGUGGUCCCAUUCUAUCGCGGAAGCAGACGUACUGUAGCGAAGCCAGCAAAAGCUUCGGCGGGACAAACGGUACGGAUAAGGAGGUCAUCGCGACGGGCAUCUCGAUCAAGGAGCUGCGACGAAGCUUUGGCGACCUCACCAAGAUAUGUGAUGAUGAGGUGGAAGAGGCUACAGAUGGGAUUCUCGAGGCAGACGAUGAGCGGACACACGGGAAGCAGCGUAGCUCCAUGCCCGGUGGGGUUGUCGAGACUUUCCGAGACGGCAAGCUGGACGACGGCCUAUGGAAAACUCGCUCCCUCGGGGACCUGAGGCCGGCUCGGUCGGGCGGCGCGAGGCUCUCCGAGGCACCGGCCAAUCUCGGCUGCGAGCUGGACGUGUUUACUGGAGUGUCUGUGAAGGCGCUGCGAGCUAGCUACUGCAGUUUGGUCCAUCUGGAUGACAAGCCCACUGCUAAGGAAAUGCUGAAGAACAUGAAGUCAAGUUUCUCGAAGUUCGAUCAACUCAGCAAGAAGUCUGUUCUCCAUGUGCGCUCCGUGGAUGCUGCCAAAGUACAGAAGCAGUUUAACCAGACCGCCGCGGCGUCCCCGGAGCAGGCGACCAACUGCCGGUCGUGCGGGAAGCAGGUGUUCCAGAUGGAGCAGGUCAAGGCGGAGCGCGCCGUCUGGCACAAGAACUGCUUCCGCUGCAAGGAGUGCAACAAGCAGCUCACAUUGGACAUCUACAGUAGCCACGAAGGCCAGUUGUACUGCAAGCCACACUUCAGAGAGCUGUUCAAGCCCAAGGCCGUUUUGGAAGAUGAGCAUGAGAUGCCACGCCUUCGCAGACAUGAGUUGAUCAUCCGGGAAAAUCAACCAAUAGAACUGCCACCAGAAGUGGUCAGAGCCUCGGACAAGCCAGACCUGGGCCUGGAGGAGCUGAGCGCCCUCAACGUCAAGUCGCGGUUCCAGGUGUUUGAGAAGGCGACGGAGGAGCCCGCCGAGCUCGACAGGUCGCCCAGCGCCGUCAACGUCAAGAGGUCGCCCAGCAUCCUCAGCAAGCUCGCGAGGUUCCAGGCCAAGGGCAUGGACGUCGGCGUGACGGACGAGUCGCUGAACGGCAUCCCGUUCGAGGAGUCGUCCAGCUCGAGCGAGGAGGAGGGGGAGGACGACGAGGGGGAGAACGACAAGGGGGUUGUGCGAGGCAGCCGGAAGCAGCGAGAGCAGCCCGUCAGCUUCACCAAGAUGGAGGACAUGAAGUGUCGGUGGGAGACCGGGAGCGCGGCCAGGAAGGAGAACCUGAGAGAGGAACGCAAGCACGAGAUCAGCAACAUUCGUUCACGACUGUUCAUGGGCCACCAGGGCAAGAUGAAGGAGAUGUACGAGCAGGCGGUGCAGGAGUCGGAGCGCUCGGCCCAGAGGAAGGGCGUGGACAUCAAGUCGGAGCGCGCCCGCUCCAUCAAGGAGAAGUUCGAGCGGGGCGAGGUCUUGCCGGACGACGACCCGGACGCCGCGAGGGAGGACGCCACCCGGAAGGCCAUGGAGGAGGAUCUCAGCGUCGUGGAAGCCGGAAUCUCGAAGAAAUCUCGCAGCUUGUUUCUGGAACUGGACGCAUCCGCAGCAAAAAAUCAGCAGCCGCUCCUGCCGAUUUCGCCCGUCAAAGCGACGCCUUCAUUUAGGGAGGAUACCAGGAAACUGUUCACUUCGCGCCAGGCAUCGGAGGACGUGGUGCGGUGCUCCGACACGGUCGAGGACGUGAAGGUGGAGACGGAGGAGGUCACCACCAAGUUCAAGUUCUUCGAGGGCUACAAGCCGCCCGAGAAGCAGCGGAGGCAGUUCCGCAUCACCCCGCCGCGAGACGGCCAAGUCAAGGCGGAGUCCCCGGACCGCGAGAUCUACCGCGACCCCAGCGUGGUGCGCUGCGAGGAUAAGGCGGAGGACGACGGGGAGCUGGUGGCCCGCAGCCACACGACCAGCAAGAUGCUCUCCCUCUUCAGGCAGCUGGAGGAGAACGCCAGCAAGGAGGACCUGCCCGAUGGACCCAAGCCGUUGAAGCGAUUCACGCCACCUCCCGACUGCACCCACGAGUCGGAGAGCUCCGAGGAGGAGAGCGACUCUGAGGAUGACGAGGACGAGAACGAGGAGGAAGACGAGCGCGUCAACCCCAACGUCGUGCGUGCGUCGGACAAAGUCGAGGACGAGUUCCUGAAGCAAGCGCAGAACGCUGCUCGCGCUAAGGUGCUGAGGGCAAAGUUUGAGCGCUGGGAGGAGAAGGAGAACAAGGCUAACAUCAGCAACACCGCGAGUGUGAACAACCACGUGAAUGGUGUGGACAGUGAACGGGAGAGUGAACAUCAAACAAGUAUUGACACCACUAAGUCACUGCGAGCUAGGUUCGAGUCGCUAAAGAACGAGACGCAGCAACCAAAAGAGAAAGUGCAAAGACCAAAAGUCAAUAGAUUUGUGGAGAUCCAGACGAGCUGUGCCGAGUUCUGCUCGUCUUGCGAGAAGAAGGUGUACCCGCUGGAGAAGGUGGAGACGGGUGGCAAGCUGUUCCACAAGCAGUGCUUCAGGUGCCAGCAGUGCAACUGCAUCCUCAGGAUGGAGACGUACACCCUGAACGGGGGCAAGCCGUACUGCCUGCCGCACUUCAAGCAGCUGUUCAUCGCCAAGGGCAACUACGACGAGGGCUUUGGGCUGGACCAGCACAAGCGCAAGUGGAGGACUUCGUCCCGCAGCGACGACGACUUCCUCCUGAAUGGCAUCGACGGAGAGGCGUCCUCAUGAUCAUCGCAUCCCUCGUGACAUGUCCAGAUCUCUCAUCGCGUUGCAGGGCAGUUGUUGCUGGUGUAUAUACACAUACCACGAUAUUGAGCUUCCUUGCUGGCUAAGUGAUAAACUUCUAUCUUUCACUAUAUAAUAAAUUGAGUUUUUUUAAAAAAAAAGAGUUUUUUUUGUAAGAUUUUUUUUUCCAUAAAACUGUUGGUUAAAUUGCGAGUGGACCUCUACGCUUUGUAGACCGAAAUCUGAAGUCGCACAGCAAUUACAUAAUCCCCCCCCCCUCAUCCUCCAAUAUUCUGAAAGGUUAACAGUCUUUGCGUUUAAGUCUGGCUCAUAAUUAUUCUCAAAUUGUUGGCCGUACAUUAUCCACAGUAACAUUUUGUAAAUGCUGCGUUAAACAGAAUAUAAAAUAUGAUUUUUAUUUUAUUUUAAAGAAUUGAAGUAGAUAUUUACUUAUUUUAUAUUUCUUAGCAAAUUGCUUACAUAUAAUGCAUUGCCAUUUGUGUAUGGUAAGUGUGAUUUUAAUGUGCAUUUUAUUCUGAUUUUAAUGUGCAUUUUAUUCCGAUUUUAAUGUUUAAUUUGUGUAGUUAAUUGUGUUAGUUCUUUUAUUUGGCUGUUUACUAGUGUUUGUAGAGGCCCAUUACAUUGGAGGUUUGUAUAUACUGUUUAUUUGUCUUCUUACAGUAAUAAAAUACUCUACUAUGGAAUGUGAUUCUGGUUGUCAUUAGUGGAAAAAAUUAUUAAAUGCAGGAAAAAAACUAAAUCCAUACCUAGUUAACAGUAUUUGAACUGGUGUGAAACACAGCUGUUACGUGAGCUAGCAGAAGUAAGUACAGUGGUUGAAAUAUGGUUGUUGAAUGUUUUGCAGACAUCAAAGGGUUUAGUCUCUCUUAAGACCUUUUGGUUUUUUUUGUCAAACUUUCUAGAUUUCCUUGAGUGCUGUUUUUGUGCACAUGUUUCUUGUACAACUGUGGGCAUGCACUCGUUUGAGAGUGAGUUAUAGAGAAGCCUGUUCGUAUGUAAGUGCAUUACUGGAUGCUGUGCAUUCACAAGUUUCAACUGAUCUGAUACUCUGAUAGUUUAUGGUCUUGUAAGGGUUUCUAGGCUUCAGUUUAGGCUUAUUUAAAUAAUACUUGGUCUGUUUGUGUCUGCUUGUACUGAAAGUGCUUAAGAAGUAAAGUUUGUGUUUUGAUAUCAGAUUUAUAAAUGGGUAAAAAUUAUAGUUUCUUUUCUUUGUUUUGUCUUUUAAUUUGUUUGGCAUAUUGUUGCAUUUGUGGAAGAACAUCCAGCAAAUUACAGUACAGUCUAAUGUUUUUGCCAGAAACCACUUGGAGAAUAUUAUCACUCUCCAGUGCAGGUGGUUGGAAUCAGUCGCAACUUUUCAGAUGCUAGCAAUUGUCUGCACACCAUACGUGGGCUACAUUACAUUAGGUAUAUGGCAUGUGGUACAGAAAAGUGCACUUGCUCUAUGAAAUAAGCGACAACAUUUUUAGCUUCUAAAGAAAACCAUCAUUGAUUUACAUACUUAGACAAUCUGUGUUGUUUUAAUGCUGUUGAAUUAUGCAACCUAGGUUUUAUCGUGGUGUAAAUUUUUUUUCAGUUCCGAUAGUAGUCUGCUUGUUGAAAUGUAUUUACAAAAAAAUAAAUAUUUGAAGAGUUCUCUAUUGCAACUCAUUUUUCUGUUUAUAAUCAAUUUAACUGAAAAUUUACCUGGACUUAGGAGGGAAAAAAAUCAUAAUUUAGGUUAAAUUCCAGUAAAUAUGUGUAAUGUGUUUUUUUUUAAUUAGGUACUAGAGAUAUAUUUUAUAUAUUAAAUUCUAUGUAUGAUACACCAAAGAGGAAGUUUGAGUGGAAAACAUAAACAAUUUGAUUUGUAAUAAGGAUGAGCGACACAGUAAAGCAGACAGAAAAUAAUUUGAUGUGAUCAUUGAGUGGAGUAGAUUGUACUCAUUGUAUACUCUGUUGGUUAUAUUGUGUGUUAAAAUAUUUAUUUAUUUACUGUGAUGAAACAUAACAUUUAAGAGAAGGUAGAUGGCUGAUGUGUCCUUAAAAAAUUGGUAGAAAUUUUUUUAAUUUUUUUAAUGUUAACAAUUAAAAAAUAAAUAGUUUUUAAUAUCUGUGAUUGUUUUUCAUUUGCCAAUAUUUCACACAAGUGGGCAUGAUCGUUUGUUAUAAUGUACUUUUAAUUCUGUAUUUUACCUUUUUAAUUAUUUAUCAAUAACUAAAACAUCUGUUUAACUAAACAUAUUGGAGGUACAUAUUACUUCUAAAAUAUUCACCUUCCUUACAAAUAAUGUAAUUUAGAGUUAGAACUAAUAGACAUGUAAUUUCUUUGUAUUGCAUAUUUUGCUAAGUGUUAAGUCUGAAACUUAGGUUUAAGGUUUGGGAAAGCAAAGUAUUUUUUAUGCUCAAGCCAACUCAAGUCAUGAAGAUGGAAAGAAGUUAAAUUUGUAGUUUAUUUGUAAAUAUGAUGUAAACAAAAAAUAUAUUUGUUAUUUGUCAAAACCAGA
This is a messenger RNA of Bacillus rossius redtenbacheri, 7176 nucleotides long. Its product is annotated as LIM domain and actin-binding protein 1. Bases 395 to 4672 code for a protein of 1425 amino acids. Gene Ontology annotation, biological process: actin filament bundle assembly. The transcript has 25 exons. The record is from RefSeq and is a predicted model, not a curated record. NCBI's taxonomy places the organism in Eukaryota, Metazoa, Arthropoda, Insecta, Phasmatodea, Bacillidae. Gene Ontology annotation, cellular component: actin cytoskeleton; plasma membrane. Gene Ontology annotation, molecular function: actin filament binding.